Bufo bufo (common toad) is the source of this 963-nucleotide messenger RNA. Its product is annotated as olfactory receptor 11L1-like. The transcript has a single exon. The record is from RefSeq and is a predicted model, not a curated record. Gene Ontology annotation, biological process: G protein-coupled receptor signaling pathway. Gene Ontology annotation, molecular function: olfactory receptor activity; G protein-coupled receptor activity. Lineage: Eukaryota; Metazoa; Chordata; Amphibia; Anura; Bufonidae. Bases 1 to 963 code for a protein of 320 amino acids. Gene Ontology annotation, cellular component: membrane.
AUGCAAUCUAAUAAUUUUAGUUUGGUGACAGAAAUAUUUCUCUUGGGAUUUCAGAACAUACUGAAUUUUAAGAUUUUCUUCUCUCUUCUGCUUCUGAUCAUCUUCUCUGUGACAGUAUGUGGAAACCUCCUCAUCAUUCUAGCGGUGUCCUACAGCCGAUCGCUCCACUCUCCCAUGUACUUCUUCCUCACACAGCUAUCCUUCUCGGAUAUCCUCCUUACCACCAUCAUAAUACCUAACAUGCUCCACAUUUUGCUCUAUGAAGGAACGCCUGUGUCUUUUAUCGGCUGCUUAAUACAAUUUUACCUGUUUAUAGCCACAGAGGCAUUUGAAUGCCUUCUCCUGACCGUGAUGUCCUAUGACCGGUAUCAGGCAAUCUGCAACCCUCUACAUUACACCACAGUAAUUGACAAUUCAUUCUGUCUAAAAACCAUUUUGGUAAUCUGGUUGAUCAUUUUUUGCAUGAUUUUGAUGUUUUCUGUAACAAUGAGUCAAUAUCAAUUCUGUGGACCCAAUGUCAUUGACCAUUUCUUCUGUGAUUUGGAUCCCGUACUUGAACUUUCCUGCUCAGAUACUUCUUUAGUCAAAAUAGAAAGUAUGAUAUUGGUUAUACCUAUAGUCUUGUGCCCAUUUACUGUGAUCAUUGUCUCAUAUGUGUACAUUAUCUUCACUAUACUGAAGAUUCCGUCUGUGACCGGGAGGCAGAAGACCUUUUCCACCUGCAGCUCUCACCUAGCUGUAGUGUCUAUAUAUUACGGGACAAUCAUUACUAUGUAUUUAUUAUCAAAUACGGAGGGUGUAAAGAAAAUUCUCUCCUUGUUCUACACGGUUAUCACUCCAAUUCUGAACCCUGUUAUAUACAGUCUGAGUAACAGAGAUAUUAAGCAAGCUUUUAGAAAGCUAUUGAGCAAAGUGUCUUCUGGCCUUCAAACAAGUUGGCUCAGAGGUAUGCCUCCUUUGUAA